AUGGAAGAAGAAAAUGGUUAUGAAAAUGGAAAUGCUGAAAGACUUCAAAUUAAGCAAGAAAUUAAGGCUGAACUUUCCGAGGCUUUUAUGGAAGAAAAUGAAACUUUAGAUCGUUCUAAUGUCAAAUAUGAGAUCGAGGAAAAAACAUUUAAGGAAGAUAGAGGUAAAGAAGAAAAGGUAAAAGAGACAAAAGAUGAAAAAAGAGAAAAACAUCGUGAUGGCAAAAAGGACAAGGAUCGGGAAAAGGAUAAGGAUCGAAAAAAGAGAAGUAAACGAUCAUCUCGUGAUAGAAGCCGCUCUCGAGAACGUGAAAGGAAACGAUCAAGAGAGCGAAAAAGGACCAGAUCGCGUUCGCCACGCGAUCGUGACAGAGACCGUGAACGUGAUCGAGAACGUUACCGUCCUGAGCGUGAACGGACUCCUGAACGUGAAAGACGUCCACCACUUAAAUACAAAUAUUGGGAUGUCCCACCUUCUGGCUAUGAACAUAUGUCACCAAAGGAAUAUAAGGAACUUCAAGCGACAGGAGUGAUUCCCCGACAAACUGUGCAGUCAGCAGUGCCGGUUGUUGGUCCAUCGGUGACUUGCCAAGCUAGGCGUCUUUAUGUGGGUAAUAUACCUUUUGGUUCAAACGAGGAUACAAUGCUCGACUUUUUCAACCAACAAAUGCAUUUGUGUGGCCUGGCUCAGGCCCCAGGAAAUCCUGUAAUUGCUUGUCAAAUAAAUUUGGACAAAAAUUUUGCAUUCAUCGAAUUCCGUUCUAUCGACGAAACAACUGCUGGAAUGGCAUUUGACGGUGUCAAUUUUAUGGGCCAACAGCUUAAGAUCCGUCGUCCACGUGAUUAUGUAGCACCAGCAAAUAAUUAUGAAAUGUUGGGAUCUUUACCAGUCUCUGCUGUUGUCGUUGAUAGCCCAUACAAAUUGUUUAUUGGAGGUCUCCCAAAUCAUUUAACUUCUGACCAAGUAAAAGAAUUGUUGAGUGCUUUUGGGCAAUUAAAAGCUUUUAAUUUGGUUAUGGAUUCGGUUACAGGAUUUUCUAAGGGUUAUGCAUUUUGUGAAUAUUUGGAUAGCACACUGACUGAUCAAGCAAUAGUUGGUCUAAAUGGAAUGCAAUUGGGAGACAACCGUCUUUUAGUUCAACUUGCAUCGACUGGGUGUAAAACAGUUGUUCCUACUCCUGGAAUUCCAUCAAAUCCAAUAGCUUUGGCUGGAAUUGAUCUUUCAAAAGGAGCUGGUCCUCCAACCGAGGUUUUGUGUUUAAUGAAUUUGGUUGUUGAGGAAGAAUUGCAAAAAGAUGAUGAAUAUGAAGAAAUUUUGGAGGACAUUCGAGAUGAAUGUAACAAAUAUGGAAAUGUUAUUAGCUUAGAAAUACCUCGUCCAGGAUAUGAAGAACGUGGCGUUGGAAAGGUCUUUGUUGAGUUCCAAUCAAAAGAAGAAUGUCAAAAGGCACAGGCAGCAUUGACUGGACGCAAAUUUUCCAAUCGUGUUGUUGUGACCAGCUACUACGAUCCGGAUCUUUAUCACAGACGACAAUUUUGAAGAGGAUUUGGGGUUUUAAAGUAUAUAACAUUUUCAUUAAACCUACCCAUUUUAAUGAAUAUACAAAUUGCUAUUUUGAUUUAAAUAAUAAAUGUUUUUUG
Meloidogyne enterolobii is the source of this 1640-nucleotide messenger RNA. The record is from the annotation of a GenBank genome assembly. Lineage: Eukaryota; Metazoa; Nematoda; Chromadorea; Rhabditida; Meloidogynidae.